This is a messenger RNA of Parasteatoda tepidariorum (common house spider), 3366 nucleotides long. RefSeq lists its product as uncharacterized. Gene Ontology annotation, biological process: neuron differentiation; cell development; regulation of transcription by RNA polymerase II. The record is from RefSeq and is a predicted model, not a curated record. Gene Ontology annotation, molecular function: DNA-binding transcription factor activity, RNA polymerase II-specific; RNA polymerase II cis-regulatory region sequence-specific DNA binding. NCBI's taxonomy places the organism in Eukaryota, Metazoa, Arthropoda, Arachnida, Araneae, Theridiidae. Gene Ontology annotation, cellular component: nucleus.
ACUACCGCCGACUGUGAGCGACUCGAUCAGCCGGCAGUCGAAUGGAGUGAAUUUACGGAUCGCACACAAUCUAUUCCCGUCUAUCGAGUUUUUCGCCGACCACGUUGGAAGAAGAAAAAAUAAAUGAAAAAUUAUUGUUUCUGACGCUGCUGAUUUUUAUAAUCGACAUUUGUGCUGAUCUUUUUUUACUACUCACAAAUCGGGUCUUAUAGUUUGGAAUUCAAAUAGCUUCCGAUUCGUUUAUUUCGACGCAAAAAAAAGUGGAAAAAAUUCUAAAAACGAAAACAAUAUUUUCUGAUUGUGAUAUUCGAUUGUUAUCCUUAUUGCAGACCCAGAAAAAAUAUUCAUAUUGAUGAAUCAAUAUUGCGUUCGUAAUUGCAUGGCUUAAUGAAACGAAUUGACUUCAGAAACCUAGUGUGGUAAAAAUAAAUAAAUUUUUAAAAAAAGAGAGACACAUUGUAUGGACUUCUAAUGGAUUUCCUGGAGAACCGGACGACCGGACAUCCAUACGUAUGACUGUCCAUCUGUCUUGAAAAUGUCAUGUCCCCAAUUUGGUUAUAACGGAUCAACUGCAACCACCCAGCUGCUGAUGGCUGGACAGUCCGGAACGCCGCUAUCUGCAGGCGCUGCUCCAACAGGAGGUGGGACAGGGGCCGGAUCCGGCGGUGGAGGUCAGCCCUGCUGUGAGUCCGGCCGGCCCGUCCUUACAGACCCACUGACGGGACAAACUGUCUGCUCCUGCCAGUACGACGCGCAGCUGCUCGGCUACCAGCGGCUUGCGGCCUCCGGACUACCCCUCAACGUCUACGGAACAGCGGCUGCUGCCGCAGCCGCAGCGGCCGCUUACGGCUCCGAACAAGGAUUUCUGCCUUUAUCUGCUGAGCAAUCCGCAUUCUAUUCUCCAACGGCUAAUGGCUUUGACCUAAAGGACAACCUAGAAGCCUGGAGAAGUUUACCAUAUGCAGCUUCAAUGUAUUACCCAUACGAUUCGGCCGCACUUGCUGGUUAUCCCUUUCCAAACGGGUAUGGUGUUGAUUUAAACGGUGCCCGACGGAAAAACGCAACCAGAGAAACGACGAGCACGCUUAAAGCGUGGCUCAACGAACACCGUAAGAACCCUUAUCCGACGAAAGGUGAGAAGAUCAUGCUGGCCAUCAUCACCAAAAUGACUCUGACACAAGUGUCAACGUGGUUUGCAAAUGCUCGUAGAAGACUCAAAAAAGAGAACAAAAUGACCUGGUCUCCUAGAAACAGGUGUGAAGACGACGAUCUAGACGAUCGAGACGAAGCCGAUCAGAGGAUAAAAGAGUCCGAUGGUAAAAGAUCCGAUAAAGAUUCCGAUGUAGAUCGGAGGAGGGACGAUCAUCACCAUCCUAGGCAAGGUUCCGACGAUGGUAAGAUGGAUUUCGUGGACGUGGAUGAUGACUGCAAGUCGUGUGCAUCUACGAGUACAGACGGCCACAUCAUCACAAACAGCUCCGACAAAGAGAACUGUUCCCUCCUGAAGACGCAUCGUGUACCAAGUCCUAUCUCUGAUGCCUCAUUGGGAUCAGAAGACUCUGAAUCCUCGCAGAAUUCUUCACUACCCCACCCAGCUUCGACAGAACUACCACCACAAAGUAGCCAGCAGCAAAAACCUCGAAUAUGGUCCAUUGUGGACACGGCUACGUCAACACAAGGGCCGAGUUCGUCUGCUCUACCGCCUGGUGCUUCUUCCAGACUGAGUCCUCUUCAGAGAGCAGCCUACCUCAGCCCCUACCCUAAGCCGGCCUCUUGGUACGCCGGGACUCUUGGCAACCUCAGUGUUGUGACCAGUGUCGGAGGAUCCUUUCCUCUGUCGGCCGUUUACUCGUGUCCCCCGAUCGGUGGUGCAGCCCCAUCCAUGGUCGAAUCUUCUGCAGUGUCCUCACUGAAUAGAUUACGGACAGCUGCAGCGGCCUUUCCGACUGCUGCCACACCCGGUGAACUUUCCCUUCACAAAGCAGCAGUUGCCGCUGCUGUCGUCACUGGAUCGUCGUCUCCUCCCUCAGUGUUCAACCUAACCUCCAAACUGAGCAACAACUCUCUGCAACCUGCAAGUGAGCAACCUCACACUCCUGGUGGAUCCAGGUCAUCGUCAAGUGGCUCAGCGGCGGCCAUUGCGGCGAUGUCGGGUAGCACUGUCAUAAGCGCUGGACCGACACAAGGUCGUGUUUUAUCAUAAUGCGCGACUGAUAUCACAAGAUACUGGGACGGUAACUAUUUCUUGCAAAUUUUAGACGCAAAACCGGUGGAUCAUUUUAAUUGGAGGAAUCCUUAAAAGAAAAAAACAAAUUCAAACUGAUGAGGCAUAGAUUGAAAUCCUUUUGAUUCUAUGUGGUUCCUAAUAACAAUGUGUAAUUCUAUGGCAGUUCAUUAUUUCCUUUACUUUAUCUGAAACCCUCACCAUAUGAUUUGCUAUGAAUGACGUGCAAUUUUUUUUUCUUCGAGCAGCAAAUCUUUUUUUUAUAAGAAACUACAUUGGCUUACCACGUUGUUUUCACUUGGGAGUCAAUUAAAGAUGUGCCAUUUUACCCCCCGAAUAGUGAGAAACAACUAAAAAAAGGAAUAUUUCUACACCGAAUCUGGAAACCAAUGAACUAUUUCUAAACACAAAAUCGAGUAAUCCAGUUCCAAAGAGAAACUUCGAAAUUCCUUCAAGUAUUGUAAUGCUAUUGUAAAUAAAUACAGUUUUUUUUAAUGAACUACGAAUUAUGUCAGCGCGGAAAAAAAAACAUUUUUCUCCUUACAAAUUCCGCCCUUGAAAGAUAUCAAGAGAUUUAUUUAUGGACAAUGAUGGGUGGUAAAUCAUAAUUAUUUCUGUAAACUAUCAACUUUUAUUUUAAAUGGAAAGUUAAAAAGUUCCUCAACGGUGUUAAGAGUGUGUGUGGAAAAAAAAACUGGUUCAAAUUAGAAUUCACCAGUGGAUUCCUCAAAAAUUCACUCGUCAAUUCAUGAGAAUUCACACCCUUCUAUACAGUAUAAAAAAGCCAAACAUCUUCCUAUGCAUAGAACUUGAUUCAUUUUCCGUGAGGCGGCGCUUUUGUAAAACCAAAGCAUGUACAUAGUUUAUAUAAAUAGAUAAAUAUAUGUGUACAAAAAAAAAUAUGUUGUUUCGACGCCGCUGGGUGGACAGACCCUUGUAAGAGACCAGCAGGACCUGGAGUUUAAUUUAUUUCUUGACCAAGAAUGUAAGAUCUAUAGUGAUAAGAGAAUGUUUGGGAUUCGCUGAAAGCUCCAUAAAAAAAAACUUUCUGUUGUCCCUCCCCCGAAUUUUGGAGUUGCCAUUUCUCUGUUGUCUAUAACAUACUCUGUUUAUGUAUCAAUAAAUGCAAAAUGUUUCCUUUA